Molecule: messenger RNA, 548 nt
Organism: Physella acuta
Lineage: Eukaryota; Metazoa; Mollusca; Gastropoda; Physidae
Product: thialysine N-epsilon-acetyltransferase-like
Molecular function (GO): N-acetyltransferase activity
Source: RefSeq, a predicted model, not a curated record
GGCCAUAUCGCACAGCAUGGCUGCCCAACAGAACAUCAACAUACGACCAGCAACUCCAGCAGACUGUGAUGAAAUCAUGAGGCUUAUCAUUGAAUUAUUUGAUUAUGAAAAACUAGAAGAUCAAGUGGAGAUGACUGUUGAGGUCUUAAGACGAGAUUGCUUUGGUGAGAAACCACUCUUCUACUGUAUAGUUGCUGAGCCUGCUCAAAAAGAUUCCUCAAAACUUGUCGGCUAUGCACUCUAUUGUUCCAUCUAUUCCACAUUGGUGGGUGCCUCCGUGUACCUAGAAGAUAUAUAUGUAACUCCAGCCUACAGAACUCGAGGUAUAGGAAAACAGAUGAUGAAACAUGUAACAAAAGCAGCUCUUGAUAUGGGAUGUAGUCGCCUGCAGUUAUCUGUGUUGGGCUGGAAUAAAAUGGCGAAAGAUUUUUACUCCCGCUAUGGCUAUGUUGAUGUCACGGAAAAACAAGACUGGCAUGUUAUGAGAAUGCAGCGCAAAGCCAUGGAGGAAUAUGUUAAAAACAUAAAUAUUGAAUAGAUCAUUUGUU